Molecule: messenger RNA, 3534 nt
Organism: Colletotrichum siamense
Lineage: Eukaryota; Fungi; Ascomycota; Sordariomycetes; Glomerellales; Glomerellaceae
Exons: 6
Coding region: 1-3534 (1177 amino acids)
Source: RefSeq, a predicted model, not a curated record
AUGUCAGGCACGCACUCACUGGGGCUGAACAAAAAUUAUGUCCUGUCUUGGAGACGACUGCACGCGUUUCGCGAGUUCAUCCAAAAUUGGAAGGACGGUAUCAUCGCGGCGUUUGACAUGGAUCCCCGAUCUUUCUUGCCGGUCUGGGACGAAACGACGCCAGGAGUAAUCCGCAUCUCAGUGCAUCGCAACAUCGAAGGUCAACGAGAGCUCGUCGGCUUCAUCGUUCAUAAAGCCAAGACAGGAACAGUCGAGAUAGCCAACUUCAACGCCAACCUUUCUAUGGAUGAUUUGAGCAUCGGCGGCUCAACGAAGAGGAACAAUGAUAAGUUCGCUGGCGUUCAUGGUGAAGGAUUCAAGGUUGCAGCCCUCGUCAUGGUCAGAUCUGGGAUCCCAAUCCGCAUCCAAUCCACAUCUGCAAACUGGAACUUCGGCUUCAACGGUGUCAACAAAGAUCGAUUCUAUUGCAAGAUUUCAAAGCCUAACACAAGGAAUGUCGAUUAUGAGACGGCCUCGCUUACACAGCAGACAAUGGGAGGAACGCUGCGAUCCGAUCUGGUGUCGUACUCUUCCAGGGACGUGACAAUCCAGCUCUCCCAUCCAGCAACGGGCAGAGGCUACCGCAACCCUAUUACUGCAGACGAGUUCCGCGGGUGGACGACCGUCUCGCUUGACUUGAGCAACCCCGAUCCCGACAAAAUGAUCCGAACACAGCACGGAGACCUAGUCCUCGAUGAGAGGUUUGCAGGACAAAUCUACUUGAAGGGGUUCAAAGUGAGCGCCCCUACUCUUGGCAGCAAAUCUUACAGAUUCUGCUACAACUUUGCGACUGGAAAGCUUGGUCGUGACCGGGAAAGAAUGACGUCUCACGACAAAGAGGCGGAGACGCUGGCCAUUAUCUGGGAGACAGCGGUGGCAGGCGACCAUGGCAAUCUUGUACAGCGUUACGUCGAGCUUUUCAGUGAAGACUGUGUGGAUAUCAUCUCUGCUGAGAAGGCAUCCAGAAUCUUGGCCCGACGCAUCUGGACCUGGCUGAGAACUAGUCAACCGGGCGCGUUUUAUUAUUCGGAAGGCUCCGAUUCCAAGCAUGACGGUGGUCAUCAGGUUGACAUCAUUCUGAACGAUAUCAAGAGGCAGCCUCGAAAGCUGGCCAAAGAGCUGUGGCGACUUCUUGUAAAGUACGACUGCGCCCGAACCCCCCAGCAGGAACGAAUCCGUCUGUUCUCGUCAUCCCAGCCUGUUGGUAAUGUGGAUGGCUACUUCGGUCUUAACAUCUCCCGUAUACUGAAGUCAGUUUUGGCAAUGGAUACAGCACUUUCUGGAAUUCAGCUCCAAUUCGUACAAGGUGCUGAUACCACCAUCGACCUGCACUUUGACCCGAAGAGUGGGGUGCUUCAGAUCAAUCAUAGAUGGCUCAAUUUCGAAGCCGUUCAUGUCGAAACUCCAUGCGAGUUCUUUGAGAUCGCGAAGCAUGAUGACGUUGACGACAUUUUCUACUGCGACCAUGUGGUAGAAGAUUUGCUUGAGCUUGCAAUGAACCAUAUACGGGACUAUGUCGACAUUUCUCCUUCCAAAGCCAUCGAGCUACGACGCCAGGCUCGGGAGUACAUUCGGCAGACCCCCAGAGGCGUCCAAGUUUCCACGACUUCCAAGGCUGGCGAGCUUCAAGUCCACUGGCUCCGAAACAACUACGAGAUGGUGUCCAGGAAAUACCUCGAGAAGAAGGUCUGCAACGUCAAACUCCAUAGUCUCAGCACUUGUGAGACAAGAGGUGAAGACCUCAUAAUCAACACGGAACACCUGUCUAGUGCCAGGUGCGAAUGCCCUUCGACGACAGUCCCGCUGUCGCAAAGCUGUGUCCUCUUUGCAAAUCUCGACCCAAAUGAGGACUACUUUCCGGUGGUUUGGCGUGAAGGAGAGACUGCGUUCACUGCGUUUCCUCCUCAAUGCGUACGCCCUCUGGAUAGAUCCGAGCCUAUUACGCCUCCAAGCGGUCGCUCUCAUUCCGUGAGCGUGGAGACGGAGUCUGACAUUGAUGUAUUGAUGGAAACGGACUCUGCAUACGACAACGAAUCGUCAGAGGUAGACAUUUACUCAGAGGAAGACAUCUACUCGGGGCAAGACAUUUACUCGGAGCCAGGCAUUUACUCAGCUACACCACAGGCUCGUGACGACCCGCCGGUGGAAGAGGGCCUGGAUAGAGGAAUGGACGCUCGUGAGGAGGCCAUCUCUGAGCGUAUCUGGCAGAACGAGGAGUUUCCUCAGCUUCGGUCAAUUGUUCUCACUCCACGAACAUUGUGCCGCUGCGAGGAAAACGACAUGGAUAUGUUUCUGGAAUCUAGCCUUUACGACAGUCGUCUGGACAUUGAGUUCGAAAAAGACCGAUACUAUGAGAUCCGAGACAGUUCUCAGUGUUAUCCCGAUUAUAUCGCUUGGGUGCACGACGUGCACGACGGGAGCGCAGGAUGUGUCCAAGAACGUCAUCUGAGCGUCGCCAGAUUCUCGAUUCUUCGGCAAGAGCACCUUUUCCGGGGCGGUAGGAAACUGGAUGAGAGCGCCGAGAUUGGCGAUUUGAUGCUGCACUUCUCGUCUGUACAACAUAUGGGAGAACAGAGCGACGCCGAGGUUAUCAUGAUCAAGGACAUCACAUUUGCUAAGGCCCUCAGCACGAGCUUCAGAGUCAGGUAUCGCCCUCCCAAGAUUGAACCCGAGCUCAAGGAGAGCUUUUUCGAUCCACUUGACAUCAUGGACUCCAUCACGAAAUCAAACUUUGACGCGGACUUUCAGGUGCUUCAAAUGCCACCUGGGGUAUUUCACCCCAAUGUUUUUAAACGUUUCUCGUCCACAAUCUUUCAACUUCUCGAAAAAGGUGAGACAGUAUGUGUCAACAUCUCAUCUCUGCAGAGUUUCGGCUGCGCCCGUCAGCGGUACCUGGUGAAUACCGUUGCCUCGCGGUUUCCUGGCUUGGCCGUAGUACCCAUCAAGCUCGCAGCCCAUCGAACUGAGGAUGACGAGCUCACGCUCAUAACCGAUCUCAUCAAAGACCUGAGCUUCCUCAACCCAAGGCAGACGGAAUCUUCAGAGGAGGUGAGAGGUCAGUUCAUAUGCUCCCCAUCUGGGGAAUUGGGGGGCAGCAACGUGUCACCAAGUUACGUCUACAACCACAACACCAUCAUCAGGCGUUCGGAGAUCGAAAGCCUUCGUAUAUCUCCGUCCUUCGAUCUCAGCCACUUAUCCCCUGAAGAUGCAGGCGAUUCUCAACGUCAGAGCUGCUUGACCGUUCGCGAGAUCGCGAGAAUCCAGCAUUUCAAAGACGACUUUGUGUUCUACGGUUCGCCUCUCAAGCAGUUUGAGGAUGUUAUAGCGGCACAGCCUCCACCGGUGGCAAGAGCGAUCGCAAACUGCAUUGCAAAAUGCAUCAAGUCCGUUGCUGAGAGAUCCGGGGGUAGGGAUUACGGAAACAAGUCCGAUGGUAAUGAGAUCGGAGACAGGUCCGAAGGGGAAAGGCCGAAUAAAAGACGCAGAGAAGAAUAA